AUGCCCUUCAUUGCUAAAGCAUGGGCGAGAUCGAUUAUGAGAACGUCUCAAAGAAAGCAGAAAACCAAUACGGCUAAGCAGCUGGUUUCUUGGAAGCCACCUCCACCAGGCUGGCUAAAACUUAAUACGGAUGGCGCUGUGCUCCCUUCGUCGAUGGAAGCCUCGAGCGGUGGCGUAAUCCGAAAUGCGAACGGUGAAUGGAUCAAAGGCUACACAAGGUCUAUCGGCUGCACAACUGUUUUGCAGUCGGAACUUUGGGCAAUUCUAGAGGGUCUUCAUUUUGCUUGGGAGAUGGGUCAUAAUUUUAUUGUCGAAUCUAAUAGUGCAUCAGCGGUGCAUAUUCUUAACUCUAACGCGACCCCCCACGACUCAGCUAUCGUUCAAAGGAUACGUAGCUAUACUGAUCUGCACUGGAACAUGUUCCCAGAGCUGCGAACGGCCUCGCGGACAAGACGGCGAGCCUCGAUUGUGGCCCAGCUUUAA
Messenger RNA from Hibiscus syriacus, 483 nucleotides. RefSeq lists its product as uncharacterized. The coding region runs from base 1 to 483 and encodes 160 amino acids. The record is from RefSeq and is a predicted model, not a curated record. The transcript has a single exon. Gene Ontology annotation, molecular function: RNA-DNA hybrid ribonuclease activity; nucleic acid binding. NCBI's taxonomy places the organism in Eukaryota, Viridiplantae, Streptophyta, Magnoliopsida, Malvales, Malvaceae.